UAGAAAAACAAGUUAGACCUAGACGAUCUGGUAUAAAAGAAGUGCGUGUGCUGUGACAUGCUAUCAGUUCAGCGGAUCGUGUGAUAACUCAAAGCAUGAAGCUGUCGCUGAUUUCACUGGGGCUGGUGGUCCUGGCCACGAAUGCUCUAAGCCAGGAGUCAGCCUCUCCAACGAAACUUGGCGAGACCAACGAAGUGCCGACAGGUGUCAUAAUCGCCCAGGCACAGCCCAUCCAGGAACCAGCACAGGCGGAAGACAAGAAACUAAACAAGCGUAGCUAUGGAUGGGGACCUUGGGGUUGGCCCGGAUAUAGUCACGGAUGGCCCUGGCCCGGAUGGAGCCACGGCUGGGGUCACGGAGGAUGGAGUGGCCACGGAGGCUACGGAGGUCACGGAGGUCACGGAGGUCACGGAGGAUAUGGUGGUCACGGAGGUCACGGAGGAUAUGGUGGUCACGGAGGUGGUUGGCACGGGGGUUGGUACGGUGGUCACGGUUGGCCGUGGUGGUACGGCGGGCAUGGCGGUGGCUGGCACGGGAAGUGGUAGGCUAUUUGUUCUUUUUAUCUUCCACACGGUGGCCAAUAAUGCGGAGCGGACGAUGCCCCCGACGAAGGUCGCUGACAAUGAGCUCGUGAAUUUGAGGUCACUCUCUCACCCCGAGAAAGUGCAGUUCAAUUCAUCCCGUUAAACGCGGAGAAUAGUUAUCACCACAACGUCGACGCGAGCCAUUUCCUGGUACACUUAACUAUUCAUCUCCUCGAUCCAGCUACUGUACAUUUAUCAUUUUACAUUAAUACUUGCGACAAUUUUCAAUCAUCGUCACUUACAAUUAGUUUUUAUUUUUGUACUAUGAUUAUUAGCAUUACUCGUUGUUUAUCUUCGUAUUUUCAAGCUCGGUGUUAAGAGUCGUUGCUUUUAA
This is a messenger RNA of Diprion similis, 918 nucleotides long. RefSeq names its product cold and drought-regulated protein CORA-like. The record is from RefSeq and is a predicted model, not a curated record. Lineage: Eukaryota; Metazoa; Arthropoda; Insecta; Hymenoptera; Diprionidae. The coding region runs from base 96 to 545 and encodes 149 amino acids. The transcript is spliced from 3 exons.